UCUCUCUCUCUCUCUCUCGCUUUCUCUCAGUCUUUUAGCCUCAGACCCUCCCUCUUGACAAGCAGAACUGAUCAGAGCAGCACAAUGGAAAGAGUUCCCUCAUCCUUCUUUUCCAGCCCAUGGCCUGGGCAAGGAUUGGUCACUCACAGCUGGCCAUGGGUCACUGGCCAACUGGGACAAUACAGCUGGACACCGAUUUCAUUCAACAUUCCAUCAACAGUUCACAGUGGAGCAGCUAAGGCACAAAUGGAAACAGACAGCUUCACUAUAAGCAUGGAUGUCAGACACUUCGAACCCGAUCAACUCAGUGUGAAGGUUUCUAGAGAUUUUGUGGAAGUGCAUGGGAGACAUGAACAAAAGAAGGAUCAACAUGGAUUGGUGAGCAGAGAGUUCCAAACGCGACACCGGAUCCCAAAAGGUGCGGCUGUGUCUGCUAUCAGUUCAUCACUUUCCUCAGAAGGCAUUCUUCGGGUAAUAAUCCCAUUGCUCAACUCCAAGUCCCAAAAUGAACAUUUGGUACCCAUCUCAGUGGGACAGGAUAUGCUGGAAAAGAUCAGAGUGCAAACAAAGGACAGAGAGGCGAUAUAUGUACAAGACAAACUAAGUUUGAAAUAAAGUUCUGACUGCACAAAACAUUAUGGUGUAGGAUAGUAUCAAGAGCUAGGACAUUGCUAAAUUCUUUGCAUAUUAACACCAUACUUUAUUAAAGUGUGUUAACUUA
Messenger RNA from Erpetoichthys calabaricus (reedfish), 721 nucleotides. It is a transcript of the gene hspb6, whose product is annotated as heat shock protein, alpha-crystallin-related, b6. Bases 85 to 615 code for a protein of 176 amino acids. Gene Ontology annotation, molecular function: protein folding chaperone. NCBI's taxonomy places the organism in Eukaryota, Metazoa, Chordata, Cladistia, Polypteriformes, Polypteridae. The transcript is spliced from 3 exons. Gene Ontology annotation, biological process: protein refolding; response to heat. The record is from RefSeq and is a predicted model, not a curated record.